Epithele typhae is the source of this 1677-nucleotide messenger RNA. RefSeq lists its product as uncharacterized. The coding region runs from base 1 to 1677 and encodes 558 amino acids. Gene Ontology annotation, cellular component: CCR4-NOT core complex; P-body. The record is from RefSeq and is a predicted model, not a curated record. NCBI's taxonomy places the organism in Eukaryota, Fungi, Basidiomycota, Agaricomycetes, Polyporales, Epitheliaceae. Gene Ontology annotation, biological process: nuclear-transcribed mRNA poly(A) tail shortening; regulation of DNA-templated transcription. The transcript has 6 exons.
AUGCAUCGACCAGGUAAUCGCACUGGCCCGGGAGACUCGCUCGGUAUGUUCACAUCGCGUGCAGGUCAACCACCCAGCGGCCCCCCAGCCUCGGACCCAACCCAGCCAUUGGCGCGCACGGUCGUCCCCCAGCCAUCGCCAGGACUUUUCCAACAGCAGCAACGCGGGCAGAACAGCUUUCCCUUCAACGCCGGAGCCCUCCAGCAACAGCAAGCACAAGCACAAGCAGCUCUCCCUUCACAAUCCCUCUCGCACGCCGCACACCAGCAACAACAGCAGCCUCAGGGCGCCGGCGCCAGGCGGAGCCACCAACCUCGCCCCUCCGUGUCCUCCCAAAGCGAACUUGGUCUCGACCCAAACGACUUUCCGGCUCUGGGAGCGGCCCCGGCAAGUAGCACGCCUGCGGCUUCAAGCGCGAACACGACGAGCUACGCGAGCCAGGCGGGAACGGGUGCAGGCGCGAGCGCGGUACAGGCGGUUGCAGGGCUGGGUGGCGUACAGCAGCGGGAGUUGACGGCGGAGGACUUCCCCGCGCUCGGUGGGCAAAGCCAGUCGAAUCAGCAACAGCAGCAAGCACCGGGGCCGCAACAACCCGCGGCUGACGGGCACCCACCAGGCCUCAACGGCUUCCAGCAACAUGGCGAUCGGCAGCAUCAGCAGAACCUGCUCGGGUCGCUCGCGGGCGGCGUGCAGCAGCAACCCGGGCUGCUCAACCUCGGACAGCAAGCGAGGGGGGUCCUGCCGGGCUUCCAGUCUGAUGCGGACAAACAGCGGCAACAGCCCACCGGCGCGUUCCCCAACGGCCAGCAGAACCACACCCAGUCGCAGCCGGCGGCGCCACAGCAGCAGACACAAGGGCCGCAACAGCAUCUGAACGCCCCACCAGGCGUGCCACCACCCGCGGGCUUUCCGCAACAACCGACCCCCGCGCAACCUACUCCGUACGUUGCCAACGGUACCGGUGCCGACACCCCGCACCACCCUUCACAAACACCGGCCCACGCGACGAGUGCCGUCCCACAGACGCCGGCCCAGCAAGUUCUCAUGUCGCCAGCGGACCGUUGGGGGCUUCUUGGCCUGCUAGCGUUGAUAAAGAGCGCGGACCCGGACCAGAGCUUACUGGCAAUAGGGACGGAUUUGGGGACGAUGGGGCUGGACAUGCAAAAUUCAGGAAGCCUAUAUUCCACGUUCAUCACCCCAUGGGCAGACUCGUCCGCCGCGCAUACGGUAGAACCGGACUUUCACCUUCCUGCAUGUUAUAACGUUCAACCCCCACCUCCCGGACCGAAUAAGGCUGCUGCGUUCAGCGACGAGACGCUGUUCUUCAUGUUCUACUCGUCACCCAGAGACGCACUCCAGGAGAUCGCCGCGCAAGAACUGUUCAACCGCAAUUGGCGAUACCACAAAGAGAUGCGAAUCUGGAUCACGAAGGAAAACAACACGCAGCCGUCAGCGAAAGUUCCCGGGGGCGAGCAAGGACGGUACGCGUACUGGGACCCAGAGAGCUGGGAGAAGGGCCAGAAGGAGAUGUCCGUGCUCUAUGCCGACCUCGAGGAAAAGAACCACCCAGUGUUCGCGCAGGGCCAACUUCCGGCAAGUGCGGCACAACCGCACACCGCGGCGCCGCCCUCGCGAGUAGGUCAGGCGUUCCAGGGCAUCAGCAUGGGUGCGAUAUGA